UUCCUAAUUCCUCUUCGUGCCUUCACCCAAGGAGCGACCUGUACGGCUGCUCCUUCCAUCCUGCCCAUUCCAUUGUCAGGGAUCCCAGGAGCCAGGACCGGGGCUGGAACCCGCGGUUUCAGCGGGGCCGGGACUCGAACCCGCGGUCUCACCGGGGCCGGGGCUCGAACCCGUGGUUUCAGCGGGGCCGGGGCUCGAACCCGGGGUCUCACCGGGGCCGGGACUCGAACCCGCGGUCUCACCGGGGCCGGGGCUCGAACCGGCGUUGCCGUGCCCCGCGCGGGGCCCGCCGGGGCCGGAAGCGGAGCGCGGUUCCGGGGCGGGCAGUCCUGCUCGCCGCUCUCUCCCGCACGAUGCUCCUCGCCCGCUCCCUGCGCGCCGCGGCCGCCGCCGCGCUGCGCCCUCCGCGCCCCGCUCCGCGCCGGCCGCUCAGCUCCGCGACCCCCCGCGCUCUGCUGCCGCCGCCCGCCGCCGCGCCCGCCCUGGCGCGCUCGCUGUGGCAGCUGGGCGGCGGCGCGGGGCGGACGGCGCUGCUGCGGCCGCGGCGGGGCUCGGCCGGCCGCGUGUCCUGCGGCUGCGGCGGUCUGCACACCGAGGGAGACAAAGCCUUUGCACAGUUCCUGACCGAUGAGAUCAAGGAGGAGAAGAAGAUCCAGAAGCACAAGUCCCUGCCCAAGGUCUCUGGGGGCUGGGAGCUGGAGGUCCACGGCACGGAGGCCAAGCUGGUGCGGAAAAUCGCGGGGGAAAAGAUAACGGUUACAUUCAACAUCAAUAACAGCAUUCCACCCUCGGCUGAAGAAGACACACAGGAGCAGCAGAAAGCUGAGGAGCAGGAGCCUGAACUUACAUCAACUCCAAACUUUGUUGUGGAAGUAAUAAAAGAUGAUACAAAACAGACCCUUGUGCUUGACUGCCAUUUCCCUGAAGAUGAGAUUGGACAUGAAGGAGAGGAAGAAAGUGAUAUUUUCACAAUUCGGGAGGUCAGCUUCCAGCCCACCGGAGAAGCCGACUGGAAGGACACCAACUACACCCUCAACACGGAUUCCCUUGACUGGGCUCUCUACGAUCACUUGAUGGAUUUCCUGGCUGACAGAGGAGUGGACAACACCUUUGCUGACGAGUUAAUAGAGCUCAGCACUGCCCUGGAGCACCAGGAGUACAUUAAAUUCCUUGAAGACCUUAAAAGCUUUGUUAAAUGUCAGUAGGUCAGGCUAGGAAACUUACCCUCAAGUGUGGGUAUUCCACAGUGCUGCUUCAUCCAGCAAUACCCAAAUAUAUCUUCACAGUGGAUACAGAGAGUAAGUAAUUUGGAAGGUGGAGAAUGGGAGAAGGAGGAUUCCCACUUGGAUCUGGGGAUGUGUAGUGAUGGUGCAGCCCCAGAAAAGUUCUCUGAUGCUACAGGCCAGAAUUGCCUCACCCUGCACAGGGGUUUUUGUACAACUAAGAGUGAAUGUGAAGAAUAAAAACUGUUCAACAUA
Messenger RNA from Poecile atricapillus (Black-capped chickadee), 1478 nucleotides. It is a transcript of the gene C1QBP, whose product is annotated as complement C1q binding protein. NCBI's taxonomy places the organism in Eukaryota, Metazoa, Chordata, Aves, Passeriformes, Paridae. Gene Ontology annotation, biological process: cytosolic ribosome assembly. The record is from RefSeq and is a predicted model, not a curated record. The transcript has 6 exons. Gene Ontology annotation, cellular component: mitochondrial matrix. The coding region runs from base 354 to 1205 and encodes 283 amino acids.